Messenger RNA from Paramacrobiotus metropolitanus, 1773 nucleotides. RefSeq lists its product as uncharacterized. Lineage: Eukaryota; Metazoa; Tardigrada; Eutardigrada; Parachela; Macrobiotidae. The transcript has 5 exons. The record is from RefSeq and is a predicted model, not a curated record. The coding region runs from base 271 to 1062 and encodes 263 amino acids.
AUGAUGGUUUUUGUCUGGAAUACUCAUCUCAUUGAAUGCUAGAUCAAUCCGUGUGGCGAAUUCAGAUUUCUGUCAUCUUAACUUGCUGUUAUAUUCCCUUUCAACAGCAACCUGACGAAAGACUGUGUGAACAACUGGUGCUCCAAUGAAAGAGCCUUGAAUUUUUGUGCGGUGCAUGCAGUUUUAAACCGGCUAUAAUUACAGUGUGACGGUGCGGACUGCACCGCGGCACUUUAUGUAAAUUCCUUCUAGCGCCCAUUCCAACCGGAAAUGCCAAAAAUAUUAUUGUUCCUCUUUUUCUGUUCCGCGUGUGCGCUCGCAUCCGGCGAACAGAAAAAUAUGGUGAAAAGACCCAUCAAGCAGGCACUUUCCACCCCUCGCCUGGUUCCAUCCAUUCCUUUGAAUGCAAAACAAACAUCAAAUCAAAACCAACUUCCACUUCAACAACAAAUGCAAGACGAUCAACGCCAAGCUGACCAAGUGUCCGGUGGCUUCCAGAUGCCCUUUAGUCUGCGCCCACCCAGUGACCUUAACAAUCUGGUGCCCAUAGCCGGUCCUUUCGCACCAAAUACCAACAUGAACAACAUGAACAAUAUGAAUACUUUUCCGUCGGCGCAGUCCUUCAUGCCGGCGAACUCACUGAAUAACUUCAAUCCCGUGCAGCUGGGGCAACUAAAUCAACUUCCGCUGCAACAGCAACUGCUACAGCAAGUCCAAGCUGCACAGUCCCAACAGGCCGCUCGGCAGUUCGGCCCCAACUUCAACGGAAACAUGAUGGAUGCCGGAAACAUGCAACCUAAUGAGAAUUUUGGCAGCCUGGGACCGAUGGCCGGUGUGUAUGGUGGCCAACUGGGAACGGGUGGACUGAGCUCCAUUGGGCUUGGCGGAUUAUACAACGGAAUGUACGGGGCUCGCGAUGGAAAUUUCAACUCCGGUGGAGCCGGUGAAAUGGUCUGUACAUGCACGCUGCAGUACGCUCCCUCUGUGGAAGCGAUGGGAGAACAUAUCCGAAUAAGUGUUAUUUUGAUUGUGCACAGCGCCAAAAUCCUAGUUUGCAAAUAACGAUGGAGUCGGAAUGCAGCGGCUCAUCCACCAGCAACAGAGAAUCGGAUAAUAAUGUCAGCAUUCAAGUUUACGAGUCGCCCAAUUAUAUCCCGUCGGAUCCUUGCUCAUGGAAAUGUUACGGAGGUAGUAAACCGACUUGUGGAUCAAAUGGCAUGACUUACGGGAAUGAAUGCAAGUUCUGGAGAGCGGUUUGUCGAAGCAACCGGCAGGGAAUAUCCAUUACGGCGGUGGACUGUGGUGUAACCAGUGCAAUUAGUGGUUCAGGGGGCACGAUAGUUAAAGCUCCAAUAGUAAACUUAUUCAGGGAUAUUCCUUCGGCAUCCCAUACUAGCACAAUACCAACCACUCUUCCCACGACCACGGCAUCACCCGUUGGUGUAUUUUCGGCCAGCAACGAAAUCAGCCUUAGAAAGCUUGACCAACCAAUCGAUCCGUUUUUCAACAAAGAAAUAAACCUCAAACUUUGAGAACAACAUGUUAGUAAUGGCAAUAAACUGACAGGUUACGGUAAACUUCGACUACCAUGCAAAAGAACGAAAUUUGCAAACACUGACCUUUGCAUUUUGUUUCUGCAUCUUUGUGUUUUCUGUUAUAAUAUAUCUAUGAACUAUCGUUGAUCAGUCAGAAUAUCGAAUGUUCCAAAACCACUUUAGUACGCGAAGCAUAUUAUUGCUAACAUAGGUGCUGUUGCUGAAUUUGGUUUCUUAU